AUGACCGAGCCCCAUUUAAGAGUCUACACAGUUCUCGAAAACAAAGUGUUUGAAGUUCCGUAUAACGCCUCUACGACAGCUGAAGAUGUGUGCAUUUUUGUUUGUAAACAACUCGGUGUUUCACCGAUUGCCAGACACCUGUUUGCUCUGCGAACAACAAACAAGCAAAUCUUUCUACGGCCCUCGGCGGUGUUCACCGAAAAAAAUACUCACUUUGAAUUACGCAUUCGCUUGAAGGUGCCGAACAGCACCAAGCUUCGGAAAAUUGACGAGAGGGCUUACGACUAUUAUUUUCAUCAGGCUCGCACUGAUGUGCUUGAAAAUAAGAUACCUGACAUUGUUUAUGAGAAGUACAAGCGGGAGUUGGUUGGUUUAGGGAUCACUGAUAUGUACAGAGUGAUGCUGGAGAAGGAUAUUCCAAGGGAGAGUGUGGAAAAUGAAUAUAAAAAAUACAUACCAAAAGAAGUGAUCAAAAGACACUCUUUUUUUAUUAAAAAACCCAUACAUGACACAUUGGGCAAACUACAGAAGUCGGUACAUGAUGCCAGAUAUGUGAAAGCUGAGUACUUGAAACAGCUCGAUAUCAUAGCACCAGAGUACCUCUCUGAAGUUUAUAAAGCAGUGACUGAUGAAGACGGUGUUGUUUGUGCCAUCACUAUCAAGGUUACUCCUCAUCACCCUACUGAACCAGGGAUUAAAUUUUUAUCAGAAUCAAACAAAGACUGGCAACGCAUUUGCACCAUUGAAGAACUGGGUUUUAUCUCGAUAAGAGAUGACGAUGGUACUGUUGAAAUCAGCAGAAAAAACGGAAUUCCAUUUUAUUUAAAAUUCAACUCAAACCAGUUGAUGUUUUCUUUCAUUAGCCUGUUAGAUGGCUAUUAUAGACUGACCUGUAAAUGGACUUUUAAUAUUUGUAAAGAUGUUGUAACGCCUUCAUUGCAAAGAUUGUACGCCAUGAAGUGCCAUGGACCUGUUGGAGGUGAAUUUUCUUAUGCUAAAUUAGAAGAAAAACGAAGCAACCGUCCAGGCUGUUUUAUUAUAAGGGAAAGUGGCGUUAAAUAUAGUGACUACUAUAUUGAUGUUUGCAUGAAAGACAAUUUAAAUCCACCUAAACCAAAAACCUUCAAACUGGAAAGAAUAACCGGCGAUGAAUUUAUUUUCAAUGACGAUUUAACAAGAUAUAAGAGCAUUCAGCAGCUCAUGGCUGCUUACAACGACCCCAAUGGCCCCAUACUUUUACAAGAAUGUUUGCCACCUUCAGAAUACGACGUUUCACCUUUACUUCUUUGUCAGAGUGAUAAUUUGCCAGGAGAUUCAGUAACAGAUAGUUCAGCUUUAAGGACGAUUUUACCAACAGCCCCUUUGUGCAUCAAUUGCAAAGACCUCCAAGUUUUCAAGGGCCAAAGGAAAGACGGUUCUAGAGGAAUUACAAUGACUUACAGAAGUAUGUGGAAGGUUACAAAAGGUAAAAAAAUUGAAGUGACCAUGAAAGUGCUUAAACAGGAAUCUUGCGAUAAGUAUUUGAAGGAGUUUCUUGAACUUGCUGGUCAAUACGCAUACCUUCACUCUGACGCAAUUGUUCGUCUGUUUGGAAUAACGUUAUCAAGUAACGUUUCACUGAUUUUGGAGUACUUUCGGUUAGGUCCUCUAGACCAAUACUUGAGAGAACAUAAGGGAAUAUUGAAGAAAGUUGACUUAAUUGAAGCUGCCAGUAAUCUUGCUUCAGCACUCUGGCAUUUGAAGGAAAAUGGGAUUGUUCAUGGAAAUAUCAGAUGUAGAAAAUUAAUGGUCAAUUCACACGAUGAAAAUUCAUUUACUGUUAAACUGACUGAUCCAGGAAUUCAUAUUUCUUAUGCAUCAAAAGAGGUUCAUUGGAUUCCUGUGGAAUGUUACACGAAUCUGGACUACGCCAAGCGCUCAACGGCCGCCGAUGUGUGGGCGUUCGCCACAACCCUCUGGGAAAUCUUCGUGCUUGGUGAAGAAAUAAAAACCAGCGAUCACGUGGAAACGAUGAGGUGGUAUGCAAGCGGCAAACGCCUGCCUUGCCCCCCUUUAUGCGACAAAGACAUAUACGACCUCAUGCUUGAAUGCUGGAACGCCGACCCCCACCGAAGAAAGCAACCCCAAGCCAUCAUGCGAGACAUCAAUCAAAUCUUAUACCAAGUGUACAAUUCAAGACGUACUCAUUCCUAUGCGAAAAUUUUCUCAAAAUCGAACUCAACUCUCCAAACAGUCGCAGCUUCAUCAACCUAUAGCCUGGCAUCAAACACAACCCAGUCCACCUUCAUGGUCAAUUCGGAAGAUCUAGUCGCAGCGAGCGAAAUCGAAAGCGAUUCCUCGGCACCGUCCAGUAAUCGCAGCCAAUCGCAAAAUUGUUUUCUAAAUUCGCAGGAGGUUCUGAACAAUGAGGAUACAUAUUCUUGCGAUUUCUCCAACAUACUGUCGAAUUUCAAUUUUUCGACAGUGACCACGUCGCUUGAUAGCAUCAAUUCGUUACAAAGUAUACUUGAGUUGGACCAAGACUGUAGUGUAGUUUUGCAAGGGAGGAUUGGGCAAGGGUUUUACGGGGAAGUGUAUAAAGGAACUUUGGAAUAUCCCGGAAAUCCUGAAAUUGAACCGAGAAUCGUGGCAAUCAAAAAACUGAAAUCGUCAACUGUGUCUGCGUGUUUGCAAGACUUCGAACGGGAAAUUAACAUUAUGAAGACUUUGCAGCACCGGAAUAUUGUUGAAAUUUUGGGGGUUUCCCGGGAACCGGAUAUUUCCCUAGUCAUGGAGUUCGUCCAUCAUGGCUCUUUGCAGAGUUAUUUGAAAAUCAAUCGAGAGUCGUUGCAAAUUAAACAGUUGUUGAAAUUCGCGCUUGACAUUGCUGAGGGAAUGAAUUAUUUGGGCAAGAAAAACAUCGUCCAUCGGGACUUAGCCACCCGGAAUAUUUUGGUAGCUGACGAAAACCACGUCAAAAUCUCCGACUUUGGCUUAGCGCAAGUCAUUGGCACUAAUGACUAUUACAUCUUGAAAACAAACCGGGAAUUGCCGAUUAAAUGGUACGCGCCUGAAAGUUUACGAGACGGCAAGUUUUCCGUGCGUUCCGACGUUUGGUCGUACGGUGUCACAAUGUGCGAAAUGUUCAACUGGGGCGAAGAGCCGAAAUUGUCGAAUCUGGGAGAGGAGGAAGUCAGAGGUCAAGAGCAGCAAGUUCUCUUGAACGCCUUGGAGAGCGGGGCCAGAUUUCCGUGUCCUCCAAUGUGCCCACAAGCUGUCUAUAUACGGAUUAUAUAUCCGUGUUGGCACGCGGACCCCCACGAGCGGCCCGCGUUUAGCGUCCUCGUCCAGGAAACGCAAGACCUGCUAACGCAGUAUUGAGUGAUAUUCAGUGCCCAUGCAAGGGUGAGCACAGGAAAGAGCACCACUUUGUAUAAUCUUUUGUAUUAAGUUAUUCACAAACGCCUAUUUAAGAUCAAGUGUUAGAUUUUAGUUUAAAUAAGUACCUGUCGUUUUUAUUAUUUGCUCAAUUUAUUUGGAACAAGCACUUCUCGUGCCAUUUCUCAGUGCAAUCAACUUGUAAAUAUGUAUAUUCUAUAUUUUAAAAUAAAUGUUAAUUUAAG
This is a messenger RNA of Tribolium castaneum (red flour beetle), 3602 nucleotides long. RefSeq names its product hopscotch (gene hop). The record is from RefSeq and is a predicted model, not a curated record. The transcript is spliced from 13 exons. Gene Ontology annotation, biological process: protein phosphorylation; cell differentiation; cell surface receptor signaling pathway via JAK-STAT. Gene Ontology annotation, cellular component: membrane; cytoskeleton; cytosol. Lineage: Eukaryota; Metazoa; Arthropoda; Insecta; Coleoptera; Tenebrionidae. The coding region runs from base 1 to 3360 and encodes 1119 amino acids. Gene Ontology annotation, molecular function: non-membrane spanning protein tyrosine kinase activity; cytokine receptor binding; ATP binding.